Paecilomyces variotii is the source of this 2640-nucleotide messenger RNA. Its product is annotated as putative cell wall proline rich protein. NCBI's taxonomy places the organism in Eukaryota, Fungi, Ascomycota, Eurotiomycetes, Eurotiales, Thermoascaceae. The coding region runs from base 1 to 2640 and encodes 879 amino acids. The record is from RefSeq and is a predicted model, not a curated record. The transcript has a single exon.
AUGGCUUCGAUUUCACUCUCUCAGCGCCCCAUCUCAGCGCUGACGGAACAGCUGAGCAAUGCGCAUACGUCGAAUCUCAGACAUAAUCAUUUGGCCGUACCUGCGCCUCUGCCUAAUCCGCCUUUCGUCUUCCCCGCUCGAGAACCGGAUGCCCCGUCCACGGCCAGGGAGGAUGAAUCGUCUGCUCCGCCCCCGCUGCCUGCCUUCUCGUUCAACCCGGGCAAUGGUCACGCUCCGACGGCAUCGACGUCUGCGAUGCCGGCGCAUGCACGCGCUGGCGGGCACCGUCGUCGGGCCACGGAGUUCAAUCCCGUUGGCGGUUCCGGCUUAGGGUCGAGUCCUCCAGGCAAAACGGACAACAGCACUGGCUCAACGACACUGCCCCUUCCAGGCCCCGGUCUCAGUGGUGCUGGACCAGGGAGACGUGGUCAUGCUCAUCGCCGCUCAGCAGCGGUCUCCAGCAUGGAUCUGACUGCCAUCACCAAGGCCUUUCCGGGCAUGCCCCUCGUGGGCAGUGCUCCCUCGACCCCGGCCGACAUGAAGCAACAGCACGACCUGUGUGAUGAAAUGGCCCGGCCAACAUCCUGUUCUGUCCCCAGCCCGCGUCAGUCGACCCCUCCGGCUUCUCCUGCCAAGGUAGAAGAGCAGUCGGGGUCGACUGAGAAACUUGAGUCUGCGGAGAGGCCCACCGCUGCUCCACGCCCCCUGUCAACCAUUUCCGCAGAGACCUCCAGCAGCCUAACGACGAUUCGACCGACUCAAACUGUCAUCAGUGACGCUUCCAUAUCCACGACAAAGAACUCUCCCAACCAGCCGCUCAGACCGAGACCGAAGACGGCAGACUCCUCUCUGGCCUUGUUUCAGUUUGGGGCUGGCGGAUCUUCGGAAAAUGCAUGGAGACGCCCUGUAUCAGCCGCUGCUCCACCGUCCCGCCGUGCGUCAUUCUCAGAUAUCCAGUCUCCGAACCUGGAGAGGGACAACUGGGAUGCUGCCAAUGAGGGGGCCGGUUCCUCCCGGGCUUCUUCAGACAGCGACUCAUCCGACACUACCGUGGAGGACGAAUCCAAGUCCAAGCACAAAUCUCACCUCCGCAGCAAGGCUCAGAAACGGCAGAAAAAGGUGCGGUCGUGGGCUGGCGCCAUUCUCACCAGGGGCAAGGGCAAGAAACAUCACUCAAAGAAAUCACCCACCACCAAGUCACCUCCCCCGCGGCCCAUCCUCAUUCGGACAAACUCAGAGGUCGGAUCAUUGGCCGAAGUCGACUUUGAUGAAGAUAACACUGUCAUUAUCAGGACCCCUACUAAUCCUACCUCUCCUCGACCGCCUCUUCCUCCCUUGAACACUGAUGCCUCGUCGCUGGAGAGUGCAUGGAAACCGAAGAGCUUCUACGAACAAAAUGUAGACAAUGACAUGUUUAGCCCGGUUAUCGACCUGGAUGCCGCUCUGGGUCCGUUCAACACCCCGGAGAUGAGCUCUGACCGUGUUGCUGGUAGUUCCUUCUCGGUUGCUACCAGGCGCAUGUACAGUGGUGGUCGACGCGGCGAGUUUGUUGGACCUGAGAUGCGCUAUCAUCGACGUGCAGAAAGCGCCCCUGAGAUGCCUCCAUUUGACCGAAGUUUCUUGGCUACUGCUCGCUUGGCUGGUGCUAAUCCUGCCAUGCCAGUUCCAGACGUGUUCUACGAAGAAGAAGAGGAUGCCUUCCUUGCUGGCAACCAAUCUCCAGGAGGAGAGCAGGUGCCAGCUCUUAAGGAAGUUGGUCAGUCUGAUGUGGCUGAAAAGCCCGCCGACGAGUCCUCUAGCAACGAUACUUCAGCUACCGUCACGCCAGUCGCAGCAGAUAGCAGCACAUCCGUUCACGACCAAGGCUUGGGGAUUCGGCUUUCGGUGCCAAAUGAUGUCUUAUCCUCUCACUCCACUUCCUCACGCCCGAGAGACGACUUUGAGACCCGAGAUGAGAGUGUAAAAGCUCAGGAUGAUGUGACUAUGUCAUCGCCCUUCGCCCGGAAAUCUUCGGUUGAGAUCGUUCCCCAUGACGCUUAUCACCGCAAGUUUGAUAGUCCGGAUGUGUCUCCUCGUUUUGUCCCGGCUGAUAAGCGGCCUGACACCUCGUCCGCUGACUUGGCGUUUAACAUCCCUCAUCUGUCACUACCAGGAGACGCUCGAGUGAAUUCAGCUUUUCCCUCUCCCGAUCCGUCUGAAGCUCCCCGUUCCGCAACCGCCUCGUCGAUGACCGACCGCAAUAUAUCCCAUUCGCUGUACAGUAACGAUCCUCAAGUCGAAUACCCGCAUGGCUCGGUCGAGGAUGUCCCAUCCUUGACUAGCAGCACGUCUACGAUGACCAGCAACCUGCCGCGGUUUUCUACCACCUUCAAUUUCCGCCCUGGAGGCGAACGCGCAGCGUCUUACUCUGCUCCUGUGCCCCGUCGCACCAGCCGUUCCAACGCCACGAAACGGUCAAGCCUGGCCAGCCUUUCGAAGCUGGUCGUCGGUUCGCACGGGGAGAAGAGCAAGCUCAGUUACGAAAUGAAGGCGUCUGGUGAUGAAACCGAGAAGCUGAAAAAGAAAGGUCAUAGGAUCAGCCGGCUGAUGCAUUUCUGGAAAAUCAGAGAAAAGGAUAAGCACAGGACAAAUGGAGAUUAG